This is a messenger RNA of Penicillium canariense, 1455 nucleotides long. Its product is annotated as CRAL-TRIO domain-containing protein. The transcript has 4 exons. Lineage: Eukaryota; Fungi; Ascomycota; Eurotiomycetes; Eurotiales; Aspergillaceae. Bases 1 to 1455 code for a protein of 484 amino acids. The record is from RefSeq and is a predicted model, not a curated record.
AUGGCUGCGGAUGGACCGAAACCUGGCUUCCUGGGCAACAUCAACCAGGACCAGGAAGUCAAGCUUCAAAAGCUAUGGUCAGUGCUGCUGAAGGCAGCCGAUCUGCCCUCGGGUGACGAAUCGCCCAGGGGCUGCGCCGAAGAGCCCGCUAGCCCGUCUCAGCCUCAGCGACGACAUUCCCUGCUCAGUCGCACCCAAAGCAAUGUCUCUGAAAUGACCACUGCCAGUGUGGCCAAAUCACCGCACCAGCAGAAGCUCAUUGCGCAACUAAAACAGAUCGGCAUCGGCGCCCAGGACACCAGAACGAUCCAGAAAGCCCUGUCGGCAAUUAGCCCCCCCGAGCUUCGCACGGGCGUCAUGAACUUGCUCAAGCAUGAUCACCCCGAUGCCAUGUUGCUCCGAUUUCUUCGCGCCCGCAAAUGGGAUGUUUCCAAAGCCUUUGCGAUGAUGAUGGAAGCGAUUGUUUGGCGAGUCAAGGAGAUGCACGUAGACGAUGACGUGAUGGCCAAGGGCGAGCUUCAUGCAUUGCAGCAAGAGAGAAACAGUGCCAAUGUGGGCGAGCAGAAGGCUGGGAAAGAUUUUCUCGCACAGAUGCGCAUGGGAAAAGCCUAUGUUCAUGGAACAGACAAGCUGGGCCGACCAAUCGUGGUGAUCAAGGUUCGCCUGCACAAACCGGGAGCUCAAAGCGAGGAAACACUCGAGAGGUACAUUGUCCAUGUCAUCGAGUCUGUUAGACUAACCCUUUCUCCUCCUGUUGAGACUGCUGCGGUGGUAUUCGACAUGACUGGAUUCGGACUCUCCAACAUGGAAUACCCACCCGUGAAGUUUAUUCUCAAGUGUUUCGAAGCCAACUACCCAGAAUCUCUAGGUGUCCUGUUGAUCCAUAAUGCUCCUUGGGUAUUUUCAGGCAUUUGGCGAAUCAUUCGAGGCUGGAUGGACCCUGAUAUCGCUGCAAAAGUGAAUUUUACAAACAGCACGGACGAUCUUGCUAAGUUCAUCUCUCGGGACCAGCUUGUUGAGGAGCUUGGUGGCUCUGAGAAAUGGGAAUACGAGUAUAUGGAGCCACAAGAGAAUGAGAACCACAAAAUGGAGGAUACUACCACCCGGGAUGCGCUGACUCGCGAACGUCAGCAAAUCGGCGAGGAGUUCCUGGCAGCUACGUCGGAAUGGAUUCAAGCGGCCAACGCAAAGGAUAAGGCUAAAAUUCAAACCGCGGAGAGCCAACGAGCAUACCUGGCAGAGCGACUCCGAGUCAAUCACUGGAAACUUGAUCCAUAUACCCGGGCCCGUCUCUGUCUUGACCGGAUGCGAGUCAUUCAGGAGGGCGGGAAAAUCGAUUUCUAUCCGAAGAAUGAAGAGAUUAUGGAGAUCAUGCCCCACGAGACAACCAAGGCAUCGGAAGUUGAAUAUUUAGAAGCCGUGAAUGGUAACGCGGCACAGACAGCUGUUGCAUAG